AUGAGUAGUGAGGCUUUUAGACGCCUAUCUUCUAUCCUUGAGGAAAGGGGAUUACUGCAACUGACAGUCAACCUUAAUGUUGACGAGCAAUUAUUCAUAUUCCUUACAAUACUGUGUCAAAACCAAACUAAUAGGGAAGCGCAGGACCAUGAGCAGUGCUUGGGCUCCACGGUAUCAGAGUAUUUCACAAAAGUACUUGAAGCGGUUUUCCAAUUAAAAGUAGACUUCAUACGGCAUCCAGAUUUUACUGCCGUCGAUCCUCACAUAAUUGCAGGUGGGAACAAGUAUUCACCGUGGUUCGAUGAUUGUGUUAGAGCACUAGAUGGUAUGCACGUUCCAUGUGUGUCUCCCCGUGAAACGGCCGAACUUUACAGAAAUAGAAAGGGAUAUUUCUCGCUUAAUGUGCUUACAGUUUGCUCAUUUGAUUUGAGAUUUACGUACAUGCUAUCUGGCUGGGAGGGUUCAGCACAUGAUGCGAGAGUACUUGCGUCCGCGUUAGAUCACCCGCGGAAACGAUUUUCGAUUCUGCCACCAGGAAAAUUCUACCUCGUCGACUCAGGCUACGCAAACAACGGAUGUUUCAUGGCACCAUAUCGGGGAACAACAUACCAUUUGCAAGAACUAUUAGAUCAGUACUCACAGGAUGGCGUUCCGGUUGCUGACAUUGAUCCAUAUAAUGUUGAAGAGGAUAUCAAUGACAAUAACAACCACGAAGGACAACCAUUGAAUAAUGAACCGGAACUGGAGAUGAAUGCGUUAAGGGAUGCAAGAGCGCAUACAAUGUGGGCAGUGUACCAUAAUCGUCGUACGGGCUAA
Morus notabilis is the source of this 816-nucleotide messenger RNA. RefSeq lists its product as uncharacterized. The transcript is spliced from 4 exons. NCBI's taxonomy places the organism in Eukaryota, Viridiplantae, Streptophyta, Magnoliopsida, Rosales, Moraceae. The coding region runs from base 1 to 816 and encodes 271 amino acids. The record is from RefSeq and is a predicted model, not a curated record.